Magnolia sinica is the source of this 1024-nucleotide messenger RNA. Its product is annotated as universal stress protein A-like protein. The transcript is spliced from 4 exons. NCBI's taxonomy places the organism in Eukaryota, Viridiplantae, Streptophyta, Magnoliopsida, Magnoliales, Magnoliaceae. The record is from RefSeq and is a predicted model, not a curated record. The coding region runs from base 88 to 582 and encodes 164 amino acids.
AACAUCCGACCCGACCCGACAACAAUAGUAAUUCAGAUAAUUCAGAUCUGAUCCGAUAUUCUAUUGAAAAAUUCAAAAAAGAUAAAAAUGGCGGAGUCGUCUAACACAAAGAUGAAGAAAGUGAUUGUGAUCGGUGUCGACAGCAGUAGUGAGAGCUUGCAUUCUCUGGAAUGGACUCUGGAUAAUCUCAUCCCUACUUGUGAAUCUCUAUUCAAGCUUGUUUUGAUCCAUGUCAAGAUCCAGGCUCUCUCUGUACUCCGCUUCGCAGGACCCGGCGUGGGAGAUGUUGUUUCACUGGUCGAAACGGAUCUGAAGAAAACAGCAACCUUAGUCACUGAAAAGGUUAAGGAGAUUUGUGAUAAAAGAUCAUUUUUGGACUAUAAACAGGAAGUGAUGGAGGGAGAUGCUAGAAAUGUGCUCUGCGAGGCCGUUGAUAAGCACAAUGCAGAUAUCUUAGUUGUAGGUAGCCAUGGCUACGGCGCUUUCAAGAGAGUAAUUCUGGGGAGUGUGAGUGACUAUUGCGCGCACCAUGCUAACUGCAGUGUGUUGAUUGUGAAGAAACCAAAGAUCGCUGCUCGCUGAUACAGGACUUUCCAACAUCUCUCCAAAGCAAUGGCUUUUGCCUUUCCUCAACUAGAGAAGCUUUAAUAACCCAUGGAACUUGAAUGGUUUUUAUUUUUAUUUUCCCUUCUCCUAAGAUUGCUACUUAAAGAGAUAGAAAAAAUCAUGGAUCAGCUAAAUGUGAUCAUUUAUAUGCUUGAGUGCAAAGCCUGCACACAUGACAUAACCAUCCAAACCAUCCAAAUAUUAGCUUGAUUAUAGACUGAGCGCGAAUAAAAACCAUCCAAAUCUAUGGCAUCAUUAUAAAUGGAGCCUAACUCCAGAAUCAGAUUUAUUAAACAAUCCUAAAUUUUGAUUAAUGUUAAACCAUAGAUUAAAGUAGUUUAGAUAUUUGAAUUAGCUCCAAAACAUGAAUAUUAUUUUUAAUAGUUACUAUUUACUAGGGGUAUGGAAUGUGUGCAAU